Messenger RNA from Tyto alba (common barn owl), 2946 nucleotides. It is a transcript of the gene ANKRD42, whose product is annotated as ankyrin repeat domain 42. Bases 905 to 2488 code for a protein of 527 amino acids. The transcript has 16 exons. NCBI's taxonomy places the organism in Eukaryota, Metazoa, Chordata, Aves, Strigiformes, Tytonidae. Gene Ontology annotation, molecular function: protein binding. The record is from RefSeq and is a predicted model, not a curated record.
CCCCUCUGCGGCGUGGGGCACGGGGAGGAGGAGGAGGAGGAAGGUGCGGGAAGCGAGGCGGGCUGCCGGCCCCUUCUCCUGUGAGGGGCCGCCCUGCAGCCGCCUCCGCCGGCCGGUGAGACUGGUUCGCCCGCGCUCCUUCUUCCCCCGCCGCUGCCCUCAGGGCUUUCCUUCCCCCCAGCGCCGCCGAGGCGGCAGCGGGCGGUAGCUGCGCCCCCCGCAGCGCCGCGCCUCCCGCCCCGGGGCCGUGAGGGGGGGGAAUCGCCGCGGGGCGGCGGUGCCAUGGCGCGGAGCGGCACAGAGACCGCCCGCCGCACUCCAGCUUUCCUGAUCGAUUUUUUUACCCAAAUCCUCGGUUCUGUGGCAUGUGGCUCCGCCGGCACCCCUCACAGAACACUGAGGUUGCUCCGUAUUCGCCACACGCGCGGGGAAAGGCGGCAUAACGGCGGCGGUCACCCCCCGCCCGGGCCGGCCGUCACGGGGCCCAGUAGCGCGGCCUCCACCUUCAGCGAGCCAUGGCUGGGAAUGGAGUCCUGGUUCCUAGCUGAAGCUGCAUUGCGCAGGGCAUCGAUACAGCCUGCUGAGCUGGGGGAGGUGGAAGUGGCAUGAGACACAGCCACAAGAUCAAGUGCUGUGUUACAGCACAGGGUGUGUUACGGUCAGCCUGGAUUAUUGAAACAGCUUCAGCUCUUUUUUCCUCUCUGUGGCAACCCCAAAUCUCCCUGAGCACUACUGUCAUGCUACAGAUUACAUAAAAAUAGGCACUGGCAGAGAAGCUGGGGCACUAAUACCUUAAGACCUACAUUUUCAUGCUUGCUUGACUUGCAAAACAGCAGCCCACCUCUUCAAGACUUCUAAGAGUGUGAAAUCUUACAAAACGGUGUUAGUGCACUUUGGUACUGAAAUGAUGACUACUCUAGAAGCUGUCAAGAAGAAGCAAAAUUAUACUAGUGUCCAUGAGGCAGUGAAAGCUGGUGAUGUAGAACAGCUUGCAUCAAUAAUAAAAAGUGGAGCUGGUAUUAACGAGGUGGAUUUAGUCCACAAAUUCACACCAUUGCACUCUGCUGCACACUCUGGAAGUCUCGAGUGCCUUCACUGGUUGCUCUGGCACGGAGCUGAUGUAACGCACGUAACUGUUGGAGGCUGGACAGCAGCUCACCUUGCAGCUAUCCGAGGUCAGGAUGCUUGCAUGCAGGCUUUGUUAAUAAAUGGAGCAAACGCAGAAGCUCAAGACGAUCGUGGGUGCACACCGUCACACUUAGCUGCAGCCCAUGGGCAGUCGUACACCUUGCAAACCAUACUGCGGAGCGGAGUGAAUGUAAAUGUUUCAGACAGGAAUGACUGGAAGCCUGUUCAUUAUGCUGCUUUUCAUGGUCGCCUGGGGUGUUUGCAGCUUCUUGUUAGAUGGGGAGCGUGUAUAGAUGAUGUGGAUAACAAUGGAAACCUUCCAGCUCAUCUGGCAGCAGUGGAAGGACACUUGCAUUGCUUUAAGUUCUUGGUCAGUAAAAUGGCCAGUGUCAUGCACACACUGAAAGCCAGGAAUGACCAAGGAGAGACUCCAAGGGACUUGGCUGAACGGUUCUAUAAAGAUAAUAUUCUGCAGUAUAUUGAUGAUGUGGAAAAAGAGGGGGAGCAUCUGGAGACACAGGAAGUUUUAGCUUUCCCAGCUCAUGGCGCUGCUUUCAAAGGGGACUUGUUAGUGCUUAGAAGAUUAGUGAGCAGUGGAGUAAUCAACGUUAAUGAGCGGGAUGAUAAGGGAUCCACUCUUAUGCACAAAGCGGCUGCACAGGGACAUAUCCAUUGCUUACAGUGGUUGGUGGACAUGGGAGCUGACUGUGACAUUACAAAUGAUGAUGGAGAGACUCCAAAGGAUGUAGCCAAGAGAUUUGCCCAGCUGGCAGCUGUGGAACUUUUGACACAAAGAACUGGAGACAGUAACUCUAGUGAUGAAGAACUAGAUGCAAACAACAUAAAGUUUUUUGAAAGACAUGGUGUGGAAGGGAGCACAGAUAGCAAAGAAGAUUUAACCCUGGAUAAAGCAGAGAAAAGGAACGCACGCAUAAGGGCCUAUCGCAAGAUUCAAGAACUUCAGCAACUUCUAGAAAUUGCCUACAGUAACUACAGACAGCUGGGAGGAAUAACUGAAGAGGAGAAGAAGAUGAAAAAAGAAGAAAGGGAAGCUGAGAAGGCUGUGAGGGAGCUGGAGGCCCAGCUGGAAUACGAACGAGUCAGGCGGGAGAAGCUGGAGAGCCAGCUGGAUGACUACCGUGCUGAGAUAAACCGCCUUAGGGAGAGCCUGGAGAAAUCCUGCAUCCCCCCUCCUCUCCCCCCGAUUACCGCAAAUACCACAAAAAUCACCACCAGCAAGUAUACUACCACAAAAUCACCACCAGAAGUGGAGACCAUCUUCGAGUCUUGCAAAGAAAAAAAGAAAGUAAAGAAGAAACUGGCAUGCAGCCCUGGAGGAGUGUUUGUGAGACGGCGCUGAGGAGUGAACCUCUGACGAGGGGCAGGCAGACUAAGAAGGUGCAGAAGAGGAAAAUAAAAAAUGGUUUUACAAAUUCAGAAAACUGCUGACCAAAUUAAUCAGUCAUGUAAGUGUUACCACGCAUGUAUGCAAUUACUCCUCUAUAAUUUCUCUCCCAACAGACCAACUUGUUCUUGAUUAAAUAUCCUAACUAGUGUGUUCGAUCUGUAUAGCCACAUAUAAUCUGCUGAGAACCUUCCUCAGAAUAAAGGAAUUAUUUUGUAGCUAUGAUGAUCAUGUUAUUCUAAGACUAAAGACAAUAGAAAAAUACCAAAAUGCUCUCAAGAAAAAGUGAAUCAUGUCUCAAACACCAGUUUAAUGAAAUUGUUGCAAAGAAAUGGCUGGCUGCUCUCCCUGGUUAAUGGUGAUGGGACUGUACCAGAAUCACCCUUAAAUAAAAUUACAGAAGAUGAUUCAAA